CAUUUAUGCAUUAAAAAAAAAAUAAACUACUUUUUGUAACCUUACUGUAGGGGAUUAGCUAUUUGUUUAAGUUUUUCCCACACAAUUUUUUAUUACCUGAUAUGAAACUUCCCCUUAAAAUUCGCUGGCUCGAAAUUCGUUUCAGACUCAAAGUUUCUUCAGCAAAGUUGCUCAGAAUGAUCCAUAGAGCAUUUUCUGCAUACACGAUUUUUCCGUCUUCCUGAUCCCCUACAAAGCGACCCGCUCUAAUGCAUACAGACAUAGGCAAGAGUAGCGUUAGUUCAACGGAAACCCGAAUUUUAUUUGAGAGAAAAUCGCUUCAUUAAAAAAGGAGUGUCUCUUAGAUAAUACAAAAAAGCGUUUAGAUAUGUACAUGCGUACGUAUGUACAUAUGUAGAUAAGUACCUAUGGAGGACUUAUGUACUCACAUGCACAUCUGAACGAACAAAUAUAGUCAAGUUCAGCAAUUCUUCUGUAAAGUACUAAAUCAUUGCUUUUCUUUCCAAUAUCUAUCUACAUAAUUUUGGUAAUUGUAUUACCACAAUUUUAAUAAAAAUUUUAUUUUUGGGGAAAAAUUAAAAAGCACAGAUAUUUACAUAUGUGUGUACUCUUCUGCCUUUAUAUUAAUUGUACAUAUGUACGUAUGUACUUACACUUUAAUAGUGAGUAAGUAAAAGAUUCCCACAGGCAUUUAUCCUUCGGGGAAAAUAUAUACAAAUUAGCAUAUCACCUAUACCAGCAGCUAGUAUAAAAGCUCUUGCAUCACCUUUUCCGCAUUUAGUAGGAAACAGUGAAUAGAGUGCACAAGUUUAUCAAAACCUGUUGAAAUUUAAAUUUCUUCCCAAUCAAAAUGGAAGUAAGCAAUAGAGGCUCACAGUCAGCUUUGCCUCAAGUGGAUAUAAAAACGCUUACGCCUUCCAAGAAAGCCGAUUCCGUGAGCACGAUAUCUGGACUUAGUGAAGUGCCGAGUGAUAUUAUUAUUAAGUCCCGUAUUAAAUAUGGUACACGUUGGUCUGCCUGUAAAGGCCUGAUAAUGGAGUAUUCAAAAAAUACAACAAUCCAUGGAAUACGUUAUUUGGUGGAAUUGCGGCGACCAUUUUAUGAAAAGUUAUACUGGUUCAUUGUGCUUGUAAUAUCUGUGUAUUUCGCUAUUUCUCUGAUAUGGGCGACAUAUCUUAAAUGGCAGGACACACCGGUCAUUUUGGGUUUCGACGAAACGCUCGUGCCCGUGCAUAAGAUACCAUUUCCCACAAUAACCAUAUGUCCCGAAAUCAAAAUGGAACGCAACGUCUUCGACUUUCCCAACACAUCGAGCCGCAUUUUGGAAGAGAUACAAAAGUAUGGCUCAUUUAAAAAUUAUGAAAAUCUAAACGAAGCAGAAUUGGAACGUUUUAUGUCUACUUUGCAUAUUUGCGAAUCGGAUGUGGUACGUCGCUUUGCACAAUUUCUACCAAAGGACAUUCGACCAAACAUUACGCAAACGCUAGUUGAUAUUUCGAUAUCGAAAAACGAGACCGGUCCGUUUUGUAAGUGGAAUGGACGAUUUUAUUUUUGUGAUAAAAUUUUCAAUUUUGUGCCAACCGAUGAGGGUAUUUGUUAUCAAUUUAAUGGUCUUCAGGCGAAGGAUAUAUAUCGGGAUGUGAGCUUUAUCAAUUACUACGACCCGGAAGUGGUCGAUUUUAAUAACUUUUUUGACGAUCUACCCCGCUUUAAUAAUUUGACCGGCAAUUGGUCGUUGGAUGAUGGCUAUGUGGAUCAGGGCUAUAAUUCGUAUCCUCAGCGCACAGCGUUUUCGUCGGCACGAAAUGGAUUUUUCGCAUUUUUGCAAGGAUAUGAGCAUAAUUUCGAAUAUGCUUGCCGAAGCUUUAAGCAAGGAUAUAAGGUGUUUGUAACAUCCCCUGAGAGUGUGCCGGUUACAACGGGUAAUUACAUUUUAGUACCGCACGGCGAUGAGGUGAUGGUUAGCGUGUUGCCGAAUUAUGUAAUAUCCACCGAUAACCUACAUGACUUCAGUCCAGAAAAACGCCAGUGCUACUUCAACGAUGAACGCUAUUUGCGUUACUUCCGCUUCUAUUCAGAAUCCAAUUGCCAAGUGGAGUGUUUGACCAAUUUCACUAUAAAUAAAUGUGGUUGUGCCAAAUUUUGGAUGCCAAAACCCGCUGAUGUGCCGGUCUGCAGUGUUGAGGACAUCAGCUGCUAUGAUUCCGCUCAAUCGGAAUUACGUAUUCUAAUUCAGAACCAAACUAUAGCAGCUACAAUGGAUCCAAGCAUGAAAAUCAUUUGUGACUGUAUGCCAGCUUGCACAUCACUAGACUACAAUGUGGAAAUUUCGAGUGCCCGCUAUGAUUUGGCCAAAACUAUACAAGCGUUUCGUGAAGUCUAUGAGCACUCUGAUUUCUUGGGCUCUCGCUUAUCAGUCUAUUUCAAGGAGCAUCAAUUCACGGCCAUCAAACGUACGGUAUUGUUUAGUGUCGCCACUCUAAUAGCCAACUGGGGUGGCAUUUUGGGCUUAUUCAUGGGUAUAUCCAGUUUGAGUCUCAUCGAAUUGGUCUACUUUUUCUCGGUACGCCUGUUCGACAAUCUACGUAAACGGCGUCAAACCAAGAAGCGUUUGAUGAAAUUGGAAGCCGGGCACGAGAGUUAAAUAAACUAGAGAGUGCUUAUGAGAUCUUAAUUGACUUGAAUUUUACUUAAAAUAUCAACUAAUUUGAUUAAUUUGGUGUGAAUUAAUAAAGAAAUAAAUUUUGGUCUAGUCGUGCAUCAGAA
Rhagoletis zephyria (snowberry fruit fly) is the source of this 2766-nucleotide messenger RNA. RefSeq names its product pickpocket (gene ppk). Gene Ontology annotation, biological process: sodium ion transmembrane transport. The record is from RefSeq and is a predicted model, not a curated record. Gene Ontology annotation, cellular component: plasma membrane. NCBI's taxonomy places the organism in Eukaryota, Metazoa, Arthropoda, Insecta, Diptera, Tephritidae. Gene Ontology annotation, molecular function: ligand-gated sodium channel activity.